Molecule: messenger RNA, 339 nt
Organism: Echinostoma caproni
Lineage: Eukaryota; Metazoa; Platyhelminthes; Trematoda; Plagiorchiida; Echinostomatidae
Source: the annotation of a GenBank genome assembly
AUGUGCCUAGGAUACCUCCGGGAAGUUGAAGUCACCUAUCAGGAGAAACCUCUGAUAGCUAGCCAGGGUUUCUUGCAUAACCCGCAAAAGUUCUGUAUCUUCCCAGGGAGUCGCAAGAGGUGCCUCGACUCCAGUGACGUCGUAUACUUGCGUGGUAACAAUUUGCGACUCGCAUCUGGUGUACUCACACGACAACUGGUUCAAGCCAUGACGGAAAUUACCGACUUGAAUGAUGCUACUACGCACAACCGACACGUGGACCAAAUCCACUUCAAAUCAUCCACGGACCAGCGGCAUCAAGAGGCAAGCGAAGGAGACAAUCAGUUGCAUACCCAAUGA